This is a messenger RNA of Hippocampus zosterae (dwarf seahorse), 3433 nucleotides long. RefSeq names its product single-stranded DNA-binding protein 3-like. NCBI's taxonomy places the organism in Eukaryota, Metazoa, Chordata, Actinopteri, Syngnathiformes, Syngnathidae. The coding region runs from base 156 to 1307 and encodes 383 amino acids. Gene Ontology annotation, biological process: positive regulation of transcription by RNA polymerase II. The record is from RefSeq and is a predicted model, not a curated record. The transcript has 18 exons. Gene Ontology annotation, cellular component: nucleus. Gene Ontology annotation, molecular function: protein binding; single-stranded DNA binding.
GGACCAUGCUCGGUUGAGUUAUCUGGUAAGGAGGACCAGUGUAGUGCGGUUGGCGUGCGAGAGGGUCGCGAUGAACCGACAGAUGAAAUAGAGUGGCGAGGGAAAAAACAACCAAAAAAUAAGCAAGUAAGCUGACUGUUCUUCCGCGAGAAACAAUGUUCCCCAAAGGCAAAGGAACACCGGUGCCCUCGGACGUCCAAGCACGAGAAAAGUUGGCUCUCUACGUCUAUGAAUAUUUGCUUCACAUAGGAGCCCAAAAGUCUGCACAGACAUUUUUGUCAGAGAUACGAUGGGAGAAGAACAUAACACUCGGAGAACCCCCAGGAUUCCUGCAUUCCUGGUGGUGUGUAUUCUGGGACUUGUACUGCGCUGCGCCGGAGAGGAGAGAGACAUGUGACCACUCCAGUGAAGCCAAAGCCUUCCACGACUAUAGUGCAGCGGCGGCCCCCAGCCCCGUCAUGGGAGGGAUGCCCCCGGGUGAUGGCAUGCCAGGAGGACCCAUGCCGCCUGGAUUUUUCCAGGGUCCUCCCGGUCCCCAGGGCUCUCCUCACCCUCAGCCUCCUCCCCCUAACAAUAUGAUGGGACCCCACAGUCAGUCCUUCAUGUCGCCUCGCUUUGCCGGCGGCCCGAGAGGUCCCCCCAUCAGGAUGGCAAACCAGCCGCCAGGUGGAGGACCAGGCCCACAUCCCAUGUUGCCUAAUAUGGACCCGACACGACCACAAGGUCAUCCUAACUUGGGGCCCAUGCAGAGAAUGAGCGGCCCUCGAGGAAUGGGGCCCAUGGGGCCCGGCCCGCAGAACUUUGGUGGCGGGAUGAGGAGGCCCCCGCACAACACCAUGGGUCCCGGCAUGCCAGGAGUCAACAUGGGGCCGGGGACUGGUCGGCCAUGGCCCAAUCCUAACAAUGCUAAUUCUAUGCCUUACUCAUCACCGUCUCCCGGCGCGUACGGGGGAGCAUCUGGAGGAGGACCACCAGGGACUCCCAUCAUGCCCAGCCCCGCAGACUCCAACAAUUCCGGCGACAAUUUGUACACCAUGAUCAACACUGGACCCGGCAAUCGAAAUAAUUUCCCCAUGGGCCCCGGCUCUGAUGGACCUCUGGGAGCCAUGGCUGGGAUGGAACCACACCACAUGAACGGGUCACUAGGCUCUGGUGAUUUGGACGGAAUGAACAAGAAUUCUCCAAACAAUUUAAGUGGCAUUAGCAAUCCUCCCGGGACACCGAGAGAUGACGGGGAGUUGAGUGGGAACUUCCUCCACUCAUUUCAGAGCGAGAACUACUCUCCGACCAUGACGAUGAGUGUGUGACCCACCCACAUCCCCUUUCUCUCCUCCCCCACCCCUCCCUGCCAGCCCUACCCUUCGUAAUUUGCCAUCAUUCCAAGGAUUCGAAACCCCCACGCCUCCCUCCGAUCAGACACGGCCAAACGUAUCAGCAGAGAAUCAGGGAUCCAAACUUGACGUCGGAAAUGCUGAAACGCGGGCGAAACAAAACGGCUCGUGUCUCUCUCACGGGACAAAUGUAGCUCGUUAAACGAUCGUUCAACAACGGCGAAACGUACUCCGAUAUACAGUACCACCCCACCCUAGAGCGAUGGUUUACCUCUUUUUGGAAUGAAUUUGUGCAGGAAGUGUCUCCCUUGUCCCGCUCGGGUCCACUUCAAACACUGGAGAGUGUACAUACAUGUACAUGUGCAUCGUGAGCUUUUCCCUGUUUUUUUUUUUGUGCUGCUCGCCAUAUGUGCCCACCUUGCCACCGCACUCAUUUAGAACAUUCACUGAUGGACAAUUUCAAUUACAGUGUUCCCCCGCAUAUUCAGAAACCUACCUGGGCCCGGUCGAUGUCAUUUUUUUUUUUUUAAAGGCCAGUUCAGAUUUCAGUAUUGUUCAGAAUAAGAUUCCCAUAGCCAAUUACUUGAAAAAAAAACAUACCGGUACAUAGCGAAUAAUAAAUUCAAUAAAGAUGUGAUUACAGGCAGAACGUUUGACUGCUUUACAGUCCGUUGUAUUGAAUAUCUUAGCAGGGAAAAGUCAGCAAAAAUCCUUUUUUUAAAUGGCAAUACACAUCUUAUGUGGUAAUUUGUUGAUGUUUAAAAACUAUCAGCUCUUUAGAAUAAAGAGUUGAUCGUUGCCAUUUUUGUGCUCAGGCCCAAGGCCCUGUUGAAUAUAAAAAAAAAAGGUUGUGCUUAGGCGCCAUUUUGUAGCAUCUCAUUGCCAAGGAACUAUGUAGAAGGGAAGUGAGGGGAGCUUUCAUGUGUCAAUACAAAACCCUGUUGGAUAUAAAUAGUGCUUUGGCGCCACCUCGGUGCUACAAAUCAAUGUUGAAGGGCGAGUUUCAUUCGCCAAGCCAAAUAGAAAAAUAUUGCUUUGCUGCCACCAUGAGGCAUCUUCGGGUAGUUGUCGCUGAUUUUUCUGUUGGUGGGGGAACACUGUAGUUGGCACUUAAGGGUUUCUUGGAUUUUUUUUUUUUUUUUGGACACAAGCCUAGUCAAAAUUUAUAAUGGAAACCCACGCGCCCUCUCAACUGGUGGGGAAAAAUGCUGAAUAUAAUUUUUUGUUUUUGUUCUCUUCUCGAUUUGUUUUUGACCGCUUUUACCUUUCUCGGUAAGUCCAUCUGGCGACCACAUUUGCAGUUAUUCCCUAUUCUUGAUAUCCAAUUUCAGUUUAUUUACUUGGAUAAAUACACUUUCCAGCGCACUAAUACAAGAACUUUGUCAGAAUUACCUGGAAUGGUUCUUACUAUUGAAGCAAAGACACUUUCAGGUUAAGGUGACAGACACUAGUAGGACAACUGAUAUGUUAAAUGUAAGGCAAAAUUACUAGUAACUAGUAACCAACUAGGCAGUUGACAUACUUUAACUUGGAUAUCAACGACAUGGAAUAAAUGUUCAAUCAUCUUUCCAUAGACACUCGAGUUGUGUACAGGUUUCUACUUUGUGCUGCCCCCUAGUGGACUCUUGCUUCUUUCUUUUUUUUUACUGGUCUUCUCGAAAUUGCUUUUUUUUUUUUGCUCACCCCACAUUUUUCAAAUGUAAAAUUUUGAUACAGUCUUGGACUCCGUAUAUUGUACCAGUUAUUCCAAGUUAAUCGGCGCCGUUAUAAACUUAGCAGCAGCAGUCUUGUAAAUGCGAUGACGAUGUUUUUUUUUUGUUCAUUUUUUCCCCCUCCUACGAACUUUACACAUCUGUCCUAUGUUGUCUUUUAUUUGCUUCUACUUUUUUUUCAAAAUUGAGGAAAGAUUGAUUGUUAAUAUAAUUUUACAAUAACUUAACUUCUAGUGUCUGUUUUUAUAUAUUUUUUUGUAUUAUAUUUUCAAUUUUUUCCACUCACUGGGAACAUAUGGACGUCGCGGACACUUGCUAUUUAUUAGACAGUUAACAGACAUUAUCAAUCAACUGAGGCAUGGAAUAAAAUGUGGCUUUAAUACAAAUCAA